Varanus komodoensis (Komodo dragon) is the source of this 1763-nucleotide messenger RNA. It is a transcript of the gene TTC9, whose product is annotated as tetratricopeptide repeat domain 9. Lineage: Eukaryota; Metazoa; Chordata; Lepidosauria; Squamata; Varanidae. Bases 1 to 681 code for a protein of 226 amino acids. Gene Ontology annotation, molecular function: protein binding. The record is from RefSeq and is a predicted model, not a curated record. The transcript is spliced from 3 exons.
AUGGAGCGGAAGAGCCCAGCUGCGGCGGGGAGCCCGAGCCUGAGCCCAGGCGGCAGGGCAGCCGCGGACGGGCGCUGCGCCUCGGGUAGCGAGGGCGGCGCGCCGGCGGCGGCUGCCCCGCACAGAGGCGACGGCCCGCCCGCGGCUUCCGCGGCCGCGGAGUGCGACGAGCUCAUCCGGAGGGCGCUGGAGUUCAAGAGCCAAGGCGCGCAGUGCUACAAGGACAAGAAAUUCCGCGAGGCCAUCGGCAAGUACCACCGCGCGCUGCUGGAGCUGAAGGGGCUUCUGCUGGCCCGGGAGGACCGCGACGACGCCGGCUUCUCCUCCGCGGCCGCCGCGGGCAGCCCAGACAAACUCACGCCCGAGCAGCGGCAGCUCCUGGAGAACAUCGAAAUCGACUGUUACAACAGCCUGGCAGCCUGCCUCCUUCAAGCUGAGCUGGUGAAUUAUGAGCGAGUCAAGGAAUACUGCCUGAAAGUGCUGAAGAAAGAGGGAGAGAACUUCAAGGCACUCUACCGGUCAGGUGUAGCGUUCUACCACCUUGGAGACUACGACAAGGCACUUUACUACUUGAAAGAAGCACGGUCUCGGCAGCCGGCAGAUACCAAUGUUGUACGGUACAUCCAGCUUACAGAAAUGAAGCUAAGCAGAUGUUCUCAGAGAGAAAAAGAAGCUUUGUGAGAAGAAACCCAACUUGGUGGGUCUGAGUGGACAUGUCCUCCCCUGAAUGCCCAUUAGGAGGGUUGUCUCCCCUCCCACCCCUUAGAUGACAGUUUUUCUCCCAAUACCCAUCGUUAAUUGUGAUCUGUGCUCAGAUGGGUUGUCGGAUCUUGAAGAUGAGUCUCCAGCUCUGGAUCUGGCUUUAGCUGUUUGCUGGGCAAUGAUGAAGUUCCAGUCCCUUAGCACAAUUCCUACAUUCAGCUAUAUUCUGGGACUCUGGCUGAUGGUCUGAAGGUACUGCUGGAGAGAGUGCUCCUCGGCCUUCUUCUUUCAGGUUGCUGCCACAUCCACCAAUCCACCAACUAGCCACCUGACCAGAGGUUCACGCCUCCUGCUCAGAUGCUGAGCUGAUGGCAAAUGCAGAAAGCCUUCGGACACUGGGCGUGACGAGGACCCCACAUCGGCAGCUUCUCUGCAAUCUUAGAAUGUCAGAAUCCAGGGAGAAGCCCAUGGCCAUUGUGAUCCCCUGCCAGCGAGACUCAUUUGCAACACCGUCUGCUUAAAGCGUGGGGGAAACGAACUCGAAGCAACACGUUCUAAGAACAGGGAACAGCUUUGAGGACUUGACAGAACCUAAAAGAUAAAGUGGAAGGACACUGUAUUGCUUGGGGAAUAAAACUGUAGAGUGAUUAAUAUCAGAAACACGUUGUUUAACAGGCAGCAAUCCCACAUAUUACUUUUUAGAAGGCACACCUGGGCCUAACACCUAGAGGUACAGCAUGACCAUGUAACUAGUUUCAGCUUAGACAGUGGAAACUGGAGCACCGAAUUACGGUUUUGCCACACUUUCAUAUGCACUGGUGGGCAAGGCACUCACCUUUCCUGUGCCUCAGUUUCUCCAUCUGUACGGCGGGGACAAUAAUGCCUCCCUACCUCACAGGGGGUGUUGUGAGGAUUUGUUAGUUGAUGUUUGUACAGUGCUAAAUAUUAUUAUUGGUACACUGAACUAACACUGCAAUCCUGACGUCGCUUUGUGACCUUGCCACCUCUUCUUCCUUUCAUUCACACUUAGGACAUGAAUGCCUUCCGAGGUUUACGCUGAA